Messenger RNA from Rubroshorea leprosula, 1046 nucleotides. The record is from the annotation of a GenBank genome assembly. NCBI's taxonomy places the organism in Eukaryota, Viridiplantae, Streptophyta, Magnoliopsida, Malvales, Dipterocarpaceae.
AUCAUGGUUCAGGACUUUAUCAGGACUUGGUAAUUCCAGUGACAAAUUUCCACAAUGAAGACAAAGGCUUCAUGGUUUUGGCUGGUGAUGUUUUUGAUGUUCCUAUUAGAAAGGAUAUUAUUCAUCGUGUUGUAAGAUGGCAGCUUGCAAAACGUCAACAGGGGACACAUUCAACAAAAACUAUUAGUGAGGUCAGUGGGACUGGGAGAAAGCCCUGGCCACAGAAGAAAACUGGUCGAGCAAGGCAUGGAUCACUGCGUGGCCCACAGUUCAGAGGUGGUGCUACCAUGCAUGGUCCUAAGCCAAGAAGUCAUGCCAUAAAGGUGAAUAAGAAGGUUCGCCGUCUAGGACUGAAGAUUGCACUGUCUGCUCGUGCAGCAGAAGGGAAGCUUCUUGUUUUCGAGGACUUGGAGGUCCCCACACAUAAAACCAAGAACAUUGUGAACUAUGUUGAGCAAAUGGAGGAUACCAAGAAACUUUUGUUGGUGGAUGGCGGCCCCAUAAAUGAAAAGUUAAAGCUGGCUACACAAAACCUACACUAUGUCAAUGUACUACCUUCAAUUGGGUUGAAUGUGUACAGCAUCCUGCUGCACAACACAUUGGUUAUGUCCCGUGAUGCUGUAAACAGGAUUGUUGAGCGGAUGCAUACUCCAAUCAACCGCUGAAUACAUAGAUGCACUUUUGUGUCAACUCAUUUUUGUGGCAGAAUGGGGACCGGUACAUUGUUUUCCAAUUAGAACGAAUGGGUGCUAAGAGUAAUCUGCAUCUUGUUGAUGUAGAAUUUGCAAAUGCAUGGCUUGGUACUGGUUUCACCUUGUAUAACAAAUGACACUCAGCAAUGGAUUCUGUAGUUUGAUUUUUGGUUAACUGUCGCACUAGAUAGACAAUUCUUUUGAAUUUUGCACGGUUGCUUAGGACCGUUGCUUAAUCAGAUUUCUGCAUUAUAAAGGGCUUGCAGGAUUUCUGUUCAUUAAUUGUCACUUUCAUUUCCUUUGUUAAUGUUGAUGGCAUGCAUUUCCCCUGUUGAAUAAAUACGUUUGAACCAA